Messenger RNA from Guillardia theta CCMP2712, 1131 nucleotides. RefSeq lists its product as hypothetical. The record is from RefSeq and is a predicted model, not a curated record. Bases 1 to 1131 code for a protein of 376 amino acids. The transcript has 4 exons. NCBI's taxonomy places the organism in Eukaryota, Cryptophyceae, Pyrenomonadales, Geminigeraceae.
AUGGUGGCCACCCUAGGAGCGGCGACGCUGAUAUGCUCGUGGUCCUUCCCUCUCCCGCCCUCCCACCUUCCUCUGUCGCUGUCGUCAUCGUCCCACUUGUCUGCUCCUCUCUCCCGCUCCUCACUUGUUGCUGCUCGCUACCCUGUUUCCCUGUCGCGCCUUUCCGCCCCCCAGUCGUACCUCCUCACACCAGUCCAAUUGUCCUCCGCCGAUCACCACAGCACGGGCAUUCUCUCUUUGAGAUCACGAGUAGAUGGCCCCUUGAGCUCUGGAGCGUUCGGCGACCAAAGUUCGAGCAAAAGUCACGGAAGCUUUCUCAGACAGCGAUCUGUGCGAAGGAUCGGUGUUCAAGUAAGAUCCGGAGGGCCAUAUGUCGGAGAGAAGAUGGGAGAGAACGAGAUUCUGUUUGAUGAGGAAGAUUUGAAGAGGAUGAAGGUGCCUGAUCUCAAAGAGCUCUGCGGCAAGUAUGGCCUGUUGAAAACAGGGAAGAAGCAGGAGCUGAUCGACCGCCUGAUGGAGUAUCAGAUGGAGCUGAUGGAUUCGGACGGCGAUGGCCCAAUGGCUAAUGUAGGAAACGAUGACGACGAGGAUGCGGAGACGUUCUACUCGUCUGUCGGUGAAGGGGGCGGAGAGCAGGAGAAUGUUCUGAUGGGGGAAGAGGAGAUCAUGGCGCAGCAGCGGUCCAACAUAGCACGGGCAACAGGAAUGAUCGUGAAGACGAUGGGGAAGCUGGAGGAGGGGAGCGAGAGAUUCAUCACUCAGACUCGAACUGGUAACUGCUGGCAUGGACUGUUCUUUGAGAUCGAGGCGAAGAGCAAGGGAGUGACGAUCACUUCGAUCAACACUGCCAGCUCUCCUGAGCAUUUCGGUCCCAUCCGAGAGGACAAGAUGAAUGUCUGGUUCUACACGUGCGAAGGAAGCUGCAAAGACAAGGAAUUAGAUCCGAGUGCUUGGACGAUGAUAGGGCAAGUGACCGACGAGGAUGAUCACAUCAGACUUCGCGCUGGAUACCUGCCCAAGAACGACGCAAGUUACGAGGACACGAUGUUCAUGGAAGUAUACGAGCCGAAAAUGGCUAACGCAUUUGUCGGUGCGAUUGAGCACUUUAUACAGUACAAAGUCGCAGACUAG